UAAAGUAAUCAAAUGUUUGGUCUAAUGAUAUUCUAUGUACAAUACUUCCUGUGGUCACCAGGACAGAGCUAGUCCGUCCCCCUCCACCCUGCCGGAGUCCCCUGGUCACAACUCUCCUGGUAGCGCCUUACUGCUGGGUCUGAAGAGGGUUUCUGUGCUGCUGGUCGACUGCAGGAAAACACCAGGGCAGAGUGGAACUGUGAGAGAAGGACACGAGGAGGAUGAGAAGGAAGAAGAAGGAGAUUUGAUUUCAUCAAGGGACACCCCUAACUGUCAUUCUCUCAGUGGGAGGGGCUUAUCAUCUGGGGAGCCUCAACAUCAUGUUGCUGACGAGGCAAAAAAAAGUCUCUACAGAUCAGAACAACUCAAGAAACCCCAGCAGAGAGGUUUAGGGAAGAAACCUCACCACUGCUGCUCUGACUGUGGGAAGAGUUUCACUAGAAGGAGUGGCUUCAUUAUUCACCAGCGGAUUCACACCGGAGAGAAACCAUACUGCUGCUCUCAGUGUGGGAAGAGUUUCACCUGUCCAGGAGGUCUUAAGUUACACCAUAGAAUCCAUACAGGAGAGAAUCCGUACAGAUGUUCACAGUGUGGGAAGAGUUUCGCUGCUUCUAACACCUUAAAAUCUCAUCUGAGAAUACAUACAGGGGAGAAGCCUUACCCCUGCCUUGAUUGUGGGAAAAGCUUUGUUAGUGCAGGAACCCUAACCAUACACAAGCGUGUACACACUGGAGAGAAACCUUAUAGCUGUGAUCAGUGUGGGAAGUGCUUUUCUCUUUCAGAAAAUCUAACUAUACACCGGCGCAUACACACUGGAGAGAAACCUUAUGUCUGUUAUCAGUGUGGGAAGAGCUUCACUCAGUCAGGAGACCUGACUACACACCAGCGAACACACACUGGAGAGAAGCCUUAUAAAUGUGAUCAAUGUGGAAAGAGUUUUGCUCUCGCUUCGUCCCUGACUAGACACCAGCGAACACACACUGGAGAGAAGCCUUAUAGCUGUGAUCAGUGUGGGAAGAGCUUUGCUCGAGCUUCCAACCUGUCUACACACCAGCGAACACACACUGGAGAAACACCUCACAGCUGUGAUCAGUGUGGUAAGAGUUUUAGUCAGUCAAGAGAUCUGAUUACACACCAGCGAACACACACUGGAAAGCGGCCUUAUAGUUGUGAUCAGUGUGGGAAGAGAUUUAGUCAGUCAGGGAACCUGAUUAGACACCAGCGAAUACACACUGGACAGAGGCGUUAUAGCUGUGAUCAGUGUGGGAAGAGUUUUAGUCAGUCAGGGAACCUGACAAGACACCAGCGAACACACACUGGAGAGAACCCUUAUAUCUGUGUAUGUGGAAAGAUAUUUGUUCAUUUAGGGCCAAUGAAAAAACACCAGAAAGCACAAACGUGUCUUUCAACUCCCUCCUAUCUGACACCGGUUCCAGAUCCCGGUGUUGAACGUGUUAUUGACUCUAAUAGAUCAUGUAAAAUAUUAUCCAGGAUCUUCCUGAAAAACGUUGAAGAAAGAAUAGCUUCGACGAUGGAUCGGGACAGAGCUAGUCCGUCCCCCUCCACCCUGCCAGAGUCCCCGGGUUGCAACUCUUCCGGUAGCGCUUUACUGUUGGGUCUGAAGAGGGUGUCGGUGCGGCUGGUCGACUGCAGGAAAACAGCAGGGCAGAGUGGAACUGUGAUAAAAGGACACGAGGAGGGAGAUUUGAUUUCAUCAAGGGACUCCCAUAACCAUCACUCUUUCAAUGGAAGGUACUUAUCAUCUGGGGAGCCUCAACAACAUGUUGCUGAAGAGGCAGAGAAGUGUCUCUCCAGAUCAGAUCACCUCAAGAAACACCAGCAGAGAAAUACAGUGAAGAAACCUCACCACUGUUACUCUGACUUUGGGAAGAAUUUUACUAGACUGAGGUCCUUAAUUCACCAGCAGAUUCACACUGGAGAGAAACCGUACUGCUGCUCUCAGUGUGGGAGGGGUUUUACUGCAUCUAAUGCCUUAAAAUAUCAUCUGAAAAUUCAUACAGGGGAGAGGCCUUACCCCUGCCUUGAUUGUGGGAAAAGCUUUGCUAAUUCAGGAGGCCUGACCAUACACAAGCGUUUACACACUGGAGAGAAACCUUAUAGCUGUGAACAGUGUAGGAAGAGCUUCAAUCAGUCAGGCCACCUGACUACACACCAGCGAACACACACUGGAGAGAGGCCUUAUAGCUGUGAUCAAUGUGGGAAGAGAUUCAAUCAGUCAGGAGAGCUGACUACACACCAGCGAACACACACUGGACAGAGGCCUUAUAGCUGUGAUCAAUGUGGGAAGAGAUUCAAUCAGUCAGGAGAGCUGACUACACACAAACUAACACACACUGGAGAGAGACCUUACGUCUGUCUAUGUGGAAAAGGCUUUGCUCGAGCUUCCACCCUGACUAGACACCAGCGAACACACACUGGAGAGAAACCUUAUAGCUGUGAUCAGUGUGGAAAGAGCUUUUCUCAAACUUUCUCCUUGACUAAACACAAGCUAACACACACUAGAGAGAAAGAAGCCUUAUAUCUGUGAUCAGUGUGGGAAGAGUUUCAGUCAGUUAUGGACCCUUUAUUCACACCAGUGAACACACACUGGAGAAGGAACCUUAUGUCUGUCCAGGUGGGAAGAGCUUUGUUUAUUUAGGGCCAAUGAGAAAGAAAAACCACCAGAAAACAAAAACAUGCCGUAUAUCAUUUCCCUCCCUUCUGGCACCGGUUUCAGACCCAUAAAUAAAGGACCAAUAGAACACAUCUAGUAAACAGUCAUAUCCAUCUCCCAUUCUUAAACAGUUGCCUCAGUCUGAUCACCAUGGUAACCUCUGUGCAGCAUAAUAUGCAGCUCUGAUCUAGGAUCAGGUCUCCCCUGUGUCUAUGUAAUAUCACACAUUGGGAUCUAAAUGGAUAAAUGUUAUCAUAUAAAAUGUUAUAGUGAACCUGUGUGGGGGGGGGGGAUGUUGAUAAUUGUAUCUUUCAUACACAUGAUACUAUUAUAAUGUCUUCAUGUAGAAUAAUGUUUCAACAAUAGGUGUAUAUUCAUUUUUAAAUAAAUUAUCUUCUAAACAA
This is a messenger RNA of Oncorhynchus kisutch (coho salmon), 3078 nucleotides long. RefSeq names its product zinc finger protein 850-like. Gene Ontology annotation, cellular component: nucleus. Lineage: Eukaryota; Metazoa; Chordata; Actinopteri; Salmoniformes; Salmonidae. Gene Ontology annotation, biological process: regulation of transcription by RNA polymerase II. The transcript has 6 exons. Gene Ontology annotation, molecular function: DNA-binding transcription activator activity, RNA polymerase II-specific; RNA polymerase II cis-regulatory region sequence-specific DNA binding. The record is from RefSeq and is a predicted model, not a curated record. The coding region runs from base 35 to 2548 and encodes 837 amino acids.